ACAUGACGCUGUGCCACAUGACGCUGUGCCACAUGACGCUGUGCCACAUGACGCUGUGCCACAUGACGCUGUGCCACAUGACGCUGUGCCAGAGAAUUUACAUGCUGGCGAUGUUUGUAAAGAGAGUGAAAAAGGCAACCAUCUCACUAAAUUCAACAAAACUGAUGACACAGAUGGAGGGCUCCCAACUCUUUCAACAUCACAGGACCUUCCAGCAGAGCUCAUUGUCAAAAUCACCUCAGCAGAAGAAAGUGUCACGGAGGAGAGGCUAAGGGUCGUUGGUAAUCCCUCGACAUUGGAGUGUAACGACUUUGAUUUUUCUGUUUUUUCACCAAAAGCCAAAUUGCAAACGGCAGCAGAGAGCACUUUCAAUAGUGAGACCGACAAAAUUCAGAAGGUUGUGAAUUCCUCUGAUGCUACCAAUCAAGCAGGAAUGAAACGUAAGAAGCGACGCAGGAGACGUUCCAAUAUGCAUAAAAGGUAUUCCAAACCGCUGAAAAAGUUUCCCAAAGCUUGUGAAGAGACUCUACAGACAUGCACAACUUUGGAAAGUACUCCCAGUUUUCAGACAGUCACAACUCCAGUGGAGGUUGAUAGUUUACACUGUGACAAGGAUGAGUUGGAAGUCCCUCAGUUGAGUAAGCCUCCAAAAAUCAAAAUGAGGAAAAUUCCACGACGCAAGCGCAGGUUUGGAAAACUUUCAAAAAAGAAAAAAGUGACAUCAGCUGCUUCAGUUGUACUGGAAGAAGAAGAAAGAAAGGAAACAGAACACCAAAAUGUGGAAUGCAAAAAGUUAAAGGAACUAGAGGCUUAUCCUUUGAGAAGGAAAAUGGAGCGCUGGGACAUAAAGCCAGUUAUCAGUGAAUGUGGAAGAAUCUUGGUUCCGCAUGGUGCUGUGGAUUUUGACGAGCAGGUCAAGUCUUUAAAGGACAACUACCAGCCUUCAAAAGAUGAGUGCCUUGAAAAAAUGCAGGUUGAUGCCCCUGUGAAUGUUCUCAACACAGUUGAAAUGGAGCAAAAGAGCAGUGGUGCUUCAGAGAUGGGAGUGGAUGAAAUGGAGGCUACACAUGCCAAGGAUGUAGGGAACCACCAUCCCCAAUGUGUUGCUGAAGUUGAUCUUGAGAGUAUAUCAAAGCAGUCCGAAGAUGGUGGUGGAUCAGUGCCUUUGACUUUGGAGAGUAGUGCAGUUUCACCGAGGAGUAGUAGCACAGAUCCUUCACUACCACAGGAAGUUCAGGAAAAGAAAGCUGAAAAACCUCCAGAAAGGUGUUUACCAAAGAGUAAAUUCCUACUGAGUCGACUCAAGUCAGUUCUUUCGAGACGAAAGGGAAAACGAGAUUUUCCUGUGACAGUAGAGAAGGCGGAAAAUAUUCCGCAAGACAGUGUGCCUUUUUUUAAGCAGGCCAAAGUGGACUCUGACACUGAAGGUUUGGACUUAAAAAAUACAACUACCAAGGGUGCAAAUCUUCAUGAUAAAGAAGUUUCAAAGACAGUUGACCCUGAUUUUGCAUAUGCCUUAGGCCUGACCCCUAAAGAGUUUCUAGGUAAAGUUCAGAGUGCUGAGGAGCAGAGUACUCGAUUCCAGCCACUUCGUGUCUUACAAAGGGCUCCAUUGAUUUUCCCAAGGAGCCGAAGGAUCAAGACUCUCAAAAAGCACCAAGGUAUCUCCGCAGAAAAUGUUAAAAAGAAUUGGUGGUUGCAUUUUCAAACUCCAGGUUGUAUAACCAGUGAAACAUUCAAAAACACUGACUGUACUAGCGACAUUUCUAACAGGAAGACUGUUAAGAGAAAAGUGAAAAGUGCUUGCUCAUCUGCAGAGGCUUUGAACUUACUUGCUGACUUGGCACUCGGUGUCAGAAAUGACCAAGGUCCGCCACAACCAAAUCCAGCCUUUGAGAGAAAACCAGAGGAAAGUUUGAAGAAUUGUGACUUUACAAAAGGUCUGACAGAUGCUCAACAAGAGUCAGUUCUUCAUGCUCUGCUUAGAACCCCACCAGCUAGACCGAUUCAGACUGUUGAGUCUCCUGCACCAACCCCUCUUGUGGGAGACAGUAAAUUGGUGUCUGAAGAACAUACUUACUCAUUGCCCCCAUCUUCCUCUCCACCCUUGGGUUUGUCAGGUUCACCCUUUCAGGUAACACCGUUAAGCGGUUCAACUGGAGUACUGCAUCAUCAUCAUCAUCAUCAUCAUCAUCAUCAAACAAAGGAUGACGAUGGAGUUCAAAGAACAGAUCCUUCAUUUAUUGAAGAAGACAUAAGUGAGGACAAAAGGAGUUCAGAACACCCGCAUAGGCACAGGCACAGGCGACGGUUAAGACGCUGUCGUACCUUUGCUUUAAAGGAUGGAUCUAUCCAAGUCACAAGACAAUGGCGAGAAAACUAUGACUUUAGACGCGACAGCCGGUUUUCAUGUCACCCAAAGGACAAAGUUGUUGUCAGAGCUUUGCAUGGGCCGUGGGAUUUUUCCAUUCAAGACACUAAUGAAGAGGUGCGGCUCAUCUUCCACAUGUGGAUAGGACUGUUUUACAGCCGAUCUACAGACAGGUUCUUUCAUAUGGAUUCUUGUUUGAAGUACCCAUACUCAGAGGUGGAUGCUUUGAAAAUGGCGGAGGGAAUGGUAUCAGGUGCGACUGGGCCUGAAGUCGAGGGCGGUUCGACUGCUUGUCCCUUAAGUUCAGUAGAUGCUUCAGACCCUUUGGCCUCGGAACCUCAGGAUCUCAGCAAAAAAGAUGGAGCUGUGACAGAGUCGGUGGUUUUGGAUUUGUCGUUGAGAAACUCCAAAGCUCGCCCAGAUCCUUCAGAGCUGCAAGCAUACAGAAACCUGACCCGUGUACCGACUGCACAGAUGGAAUCCUUCAAAGCCUUUAGUGGUCCGAAGCUAACAGCACACCUACAGGAUGCAAGCAAACUUCAGUGUGAAAAGAAGAAUGCAUCUUCUAUGGAGAUUAUCAAGGCAUUGAAUGAUGUUGGAAGGCGUCCUAAAAGUAAAAAUGAUGCUUCUACUCAAAAGGAACCGUGUCUGGAGCACGGUAAUAGUUCAUCUUUCCAAGGUGAUGGGACAAUCAUUCCACAACAAGAAGAGGAUGGAAGUGGACCCAUUAAGCAAGAAACGGUACCGAGGCCAUUAGGAUUUAGCAAGGCGCCAAAUGAAUGCAACAAAGGCGGCAUUCACCGGGACAUUUCUGUAAAUUCAGAAACUACAAAGAAGUGUCUGGCGCAAAAAGAUGGAAAGGAUUCAUCCAUAUCUGUGACAGACACGGAGAAAGACGACAAAAAAGAAGGUGUCACAGUUCACACAGAUGAACUUGAAUUAAAAGCCAUUCAAAUGAGAAACGACCCAUGUCCGGAAGGCAAUGUAAAUCCUUCUCUCGAAAAGAUUCACCCAUGUGAUGGUUCUGCAAACAAAGAAUUGGGCAUUCUCUUGAGCAAAAAUGGUUUAGGAAAGGAGAAGCUGUCAAGACAGGAGUGUAAAGUUGUCUCACCAGACCAGAUUUAUCCUCUGAAUGGGAAUGCUGAUUGUAGUACAGGAUGUACAGAGUUUAGAGAGAAUGAUCACAAGAGAGAAGAUGGUUUGAAGGAUCAUCCAUUACCUAAUAUGUCUGAUGGUCCACUAAAAGAGGAUCUGAGUCCAACACAAACAGAAGAGCAGCCACCUCUGGCAGACAGCACAAAAGUUACAUGGAGUGAUUUGUGUGGGAAUCCCUUUUUGAAUAUUUCUUCCACUCCAUCAGAGAUCAUGCUGACUUUUGACAACUCUGCAGCUGAAAAAAGUUUUAGAAAAGACAUUUGUCUGGGAGAUAAGGCAGGCUAUCAGAAAGCAACGUUGCCCAUGUCUGAUGGGAGCAGCUGUUCAUCAAAGGAACCAUGCACAGAAUUGCAUUCUCCCCAUACAAAAGGCAGUGUUCAAGCAAGAGAUGAAAAUGAAGUCUCAGACUUCAGUUUUGAUCUGGGCAGUAUUGGCCACAAUGAUCAGGACUCCAAGUUAACACAUACUGACUUAAGGAGUCCAAAAGAACCAUUUCAAAACCAACCCCAUCCCACUGAAGGUGAGAAUAACAUGCCAUGUGCUACAAAAACAACCCUCAAACCAUGUAAAAUGAGUGACAAGGUGGAUAAACAGAGAGAGAUCGUAAUUCCAUUCAUUGGAAUAGACACCUCUGGAAUGAUUAUUGUACAAUCUCAAGGCAAAAUUGAGGAAGCUGUUGGAAACCAAGAAGCAAUACCAUUUAUCAGUGAAACUACCAACAGUGAAGUUGUCCAGCCCAGUGAAGAUAGCACUUUGACUCCAGUACGUGAUGAAACGGCAGAAUGUUCUCCCAAAAUAUCACCUCUGGAUGUAAAUGAAAGCCAGAAACCGGUAGUUUUGGAUAGUGUGUUUGGCGACAGUUGGCCUACUCCAGCUGUAAGUGAGAAAAUGGAUGACAACAUGAUAUGUUCAAGCCCUAGCAGGAGCACUUCUGUUUUUAUCAACAAAUUUCCUAGCAGAAGCUCCGCACCCGUCACAGAAGAGCCUUUGUUCCCACAUAAGGUUCAAACAUCUACAUUUAAGGCUGAACCUAACCUUCAUCAAGGUCUUACCUCAGACCUGGAAUUAAGAACUCUUAGAGUUGUACAAAAACUAAACGAAUUCCUCUCCACAUCAAAGCACAUGGACAAUCAGAAAGAAGCAGCUGACAAGAGAAGUUAUCCACAUCAAAGACCUAACCUCAGCACAAAGCCUGUAUCUACAUGCUCGGUACGAGAUCGUAUUUCAGUUGGCUAUAAGACGAGGAAAGCAAGCAAGAGAAGAACACCAAUGAGAUCAAUCUCUAGCUCACAAGGUCCACGCACAAAAUCACCAGAAGACGUUCAGCCGCAACAUUUUUCAGAUAAGAUGGAAGAAAUACUUGGUGUGAAGUUGCAGCUCAAGAAUUCUGCUUCAUCAGUUCCUCAACACCGUUCUCGAAGUGCCAACGAACAGCCAAUCUCUACAGGCCCAGAUUGUUAUUCAUAUAUACCUUUUAUCUCUGCUGAAAGUGUGCAAGAUGUGCGUAAAACACCAUCGCAAUCCAAUUUAAACCAUGGAGCCCGUUCAUAUAGUCAGCGUCCUGUCAUGGCAGUGAAACCAUCGAAGAGUGAAGAAAGUCAGGGACAUUGUUUUUGGAGAGAUCCAAAUGGCAGUAAUGGCCUCAUAGGAAGCUACACAGGACAGAGUUCAAUAAGCUUGGAGACACGGACAAAAGAAAGAUCAGAUGGACUAAAUGAUGAAAACUGUGAUGUGCAUGAGUUUUCUUCUUUGAUAACCUCUCGGUUAUCAAAUGAUGGGUACAGUAAUUCUACCUCGGAUGCAGAACCGUUUGCUCUUCAGAAUCCUCCACAUCAGUGCCUGGGAAAAAACAUUUCAAAAUUCGUCAUGGUUCCAUCUUUGCCUCUGUUCGUGGAGCCUUAUGACUCUGCUGAAAGUUACCCCAGAGCUCUGGAUGAAAACCAUAUUCUUUUGACACACAACUUAAUACCGAAAGAGGAAGACAUCAACCAGAAUGACUACUCGGACAAAUUUCUUGAGUAUCACGAAGAGGAAGGCAUAAGAGAAGACAGUUGCACUCAACAACCUGAAACAACACUUGUUUGUACAGUUACAAAUACCGGAUGGAGAGAACCUUCUCUUCUGGAGCAGCUUAGUAGGAGGUGCAUACAAGACGACCCCACUCAGGGAUCAAUAGAACAGGAGUGUCUCAUCUUCUCAGAGCAAAUGAAAAACCUCUUGAAGAAGAAGAAAGAACUUGUCUGCCAACAGGAUAUUCACGGCAGUGUUAGGUUGCCCUGUACUAGUCCUGUGACUGUCAACUUCUCCAGCCUAGAGGAGCAGGACGAUUCACCGGAUUUCUUUGAUGAGUCUAUUGUUGGCCAAAAAAUAGAAAUAGACUUGUCCGAUAGAAAAAACCUGAGAGACAGUACAGAGGGAGACAGAAGCUUGCAUUCUCAAAGACCCGGAAACCCAAUGGAGCAUCCCGGGGUCUCUGAUAUGACUGCAGAAUGUGCUAGGUUGUACCAGGCUAAAAUGGAUGAUAUUUGCUCAGUCAAAAAAGUUCCAUCUCGACAAAGAGGCUCGGGAAUGUACCAGGGUCACCCAAGAUCUGGGCCAAGUAAACAUUUCGACUUUUGUGGUCAAAUGAAGAAAGAACUGGAUGAGACCUUCAGGAGUAAUCUGAAUGCAGUUGUGAAGAAGUCCUGCAGGACAAAGUACAGAUUUUACUUAUUGGUGACCGCAGAUGACGUCUUCUUUGAGGAAACCAAGGCACUUUUAGAAGCAGAAGGCCACAUUGCUGUCCAGCCAUCUGAAUUCUUCCUUGCUGAGGACUGUUCUUCAUCUCUAUUCAUUAUCCUGAGAAAUGAAGACAUUGCAGAACACAUUUCUGAAGUGCCAGACUUGCUCAAAUUGAAGAUGUCUCCAGGAGUGCAGUUUGCUGGAAUUGAUGAACCGGAUGAUAUUGUGAACCUCACCCAUCAGGAGCUCUUCACUCAUGGUGGCUUCAUAAUGGUCAACCGAGCUGUACUGGAGACGCUCAGCCUCUGCAACAUGAAAGCAAUUUCUGACAUCUUGCUAGAGCUCGGCAGAAGUGGGAAGUGGAAAUGGAUACUGCACUACAAAGACAGCCGUCGUUGGAAAGAAAAUGCUAGGUUGAGUAAAGAGGACAAUGAAAAGAAGCAAUUCCUGUUCUGGGGCAAGGACACUGGAAUGCUGGAGGUCUUGCCUUACCACGACUGUGACUUGGUGACAAAAGAUGAGCCGGACUAUCUUGCAUGUUUGCUUCGACUGCAAGUCCAGAAUGUGACAUCGCGUUACAUCAUUUUUAUUACAGACACGAGAGACAGUGCCUUAGAGGAGAAUGGGAUUUUGACGCUGACGUUGACCAAUUUCCUGGCGAAGUUUUCUGGUCAAUCUGACUGAAAAACAGGAAAAAUGGACAAACUCAAAUUGCUAAAAGCUACUUUCAGAAGACGGUUUAUCUGAUAAAAAACUGUCACCAGUAAUGCCACCAGGAUGCUUAAAUCACACUACGUGAGCUGAUGUUCUUGAUGCACACUUGAGAUCUUUUUAGUAUCCCAGCAAUAAAUGUUGAUUUAUAGUUUUAAUUAUCUUUUUGUUAAUUUUUGUUUCUGUGUAAGUUAAUUUAGUUAACUGUUAGGAUGGCAUUUUUGCAAUUAUGCUGACAGCUGGGCUGUAUUUUUGUUUGUUUACUGUUAAUAUUGUAAAGGUUUUUAAAAGGCAUGUUUACAUUGCCUUUGUUUAUCUUUAUAUUUAAAGAUAUUUUUUUAAAUAUUGACUCCCAGCUCUUUUAUCGAAUAUAACGUUAUUUGUAAAUAGUGAACAUGUGUUGUUAAUAUGUUGAAAAUAAAAAUUUUAAGCCCCUUCCACACGAAGACGGGCUCAGGCCUUAACGUAAAAGUUUUUAAUAAAACCAGUGAAUCAAUCA
Messenger RNA from Cololabis saira (Pacific saury), 7457 nucleotides. RefSeq lists its product as uncharacterized. NCBI's taxonomy places the organism in Eukaryota, Metazoa, Chordata, Actinopteri, Beloniformes, Belonidae. The record is from RefSeq and is a predicted model, not a curated record. The coding region runs from base 434 to 6931 and encodes 2165 amino acids. Gene Ontology annotation, cellular component: nucleoplasm. Gene Ontology annotation, biological process: negative regulation of gene expression, epigenetic. The transcript is spliced from 9 exons.